UCUGCUUUUCUUAUUUAAUGCUAUCCUUAUCCUCCAAUGGGUGGUUUUGUUUGUAACCUCCUUUGCCACUCUCAUGGCUUUCCUAGCCACUCAGAGAGUUUGAAAUCCAGCUCAUUUGUUUGAAUUCCCAAAUGGGUUCUGUGGUUCAGCUUCUGGGCUUUAUCUUUUCGGUGCUUUUUUUUUCUUUCAGAGUUCCAUGACUGUAGUUUCUCAGAAUGCAGGAGGUGAAACUGUUAGAGGAACUGUUUUGAUUAAUGGAAGAGCAGGCAUUGGAAGGACGGAUGAAGAUUUCUUCUAUGCCACAUUGGAUUGGUGGCCACCAGAGAAAUGUGAUUAUGGGACUUGUAGCUGGGGUGUUGCUUCUUUGCUUAAUCUAGAUCUUAACAACAAAAUUUUGUUAAAUGCUGUCAAAGCUUUUAAGUCAAUGAAGCUUAGAUUGAGUGGAACCUUGCAAGAUAAGGUCAUAUAUGAGAUUGGACAUCAACAGCAAUCCUGUCACCCAUUUGUUAAAAACAGCUCUGAGAUGUUUGGCUUCACUGGAGAUUGCCUACCUAUGUCUAGAUGGGACGAACUGAACACUUUCUUCAAAGAGACUGAGUAACAAAAGCUUCUCAUUAUUUUGCAGUUUUGAAAACGCACCCAGUUCUUUUUAAUAAUGAU
Messenger RNA from Telopea speciosissima, 660 nucleotides. Its product is annotated as heparanase-like protein 3. The record is from RefSeq and is a predicted model, not a curated record. The transcript has 3 exons. Lineage: Eukaryota; Viridiplantae; Streptophyta; Magnoliopsida; Proteales; Proteaceae. The coding region runs from base 197 to 601 and encodes 134 amino acids. Gene Ontology annotation, molecular function: beta-glucuronidase activity. Gene Ontology annotation, cellular component: plant-type cell wall; membrane.